This is a messenger RNA of Labeo rohita (rohu), 861 nucleotides long. RefSeq names its product protein LDOC1. The transcript has 2 exons. The coding region runs from base 132 to 671 and encodes 179 amino acids. Lineage: Eukaryota; Metazoa; Chordata; Actinopteri; Cypriniformes; Cyprinidae. The record is from RefSeq and is a predicted model, not a curated record.
UUGCCCCUGCAUCACCCAGUCGAGAGCCUUCAUCACCGUCACUGUGUUUACCUGUUUCAUUAUUAAUAAACUGUCAUCAUCCUGCAUUUGCUUCCUCCACUCUUUUCACGUUACAGAACUAUCGGACCGUAAUGGAAGCAGCAGGCACCUCACAACCCACGAUGGAAGAUUAUCUCCAGGAUUGUAUCUCUCGGCUGGAGAAACAGGAAAAGAGCACGAGCGAUUCCGGUCAGGCUAUCCGUGCUCUUGUGGUGCAGGUGUCCGAGCUGACUCAGCGUAUGCAACAGUUGCAACUUCCCGCUGCGCCAGUCACGCCGCCCACGCCGCCCGCCCCUCUCGCAGCACUCGGACCAUCUGCUGCGGCUCAACAGCUGGAGCCCCGCCUUCCCCCGCCGGAGGUCUAUAGUGGUGAGCCGAAUUUCUGCCGAGCUUUCCUCACUAAAUGCUCGAUGCAUUUUGCGUUACAACCUCGCACAUUCGGUAGUGAGGAAAGCAAGGUGGCGUUCGUGCUCACCCUAUUGACGGGGAGGGCGGCGCUUUGGGGCACGGCGGUGUGGGAAAAUCAAGAUCCCUGUUGUGCCUCAUUCUCGACACUCUCGGCCGAAAUGAAGAGGGUGUUUGGCCGCGCGGACUUUGAUGGAUCUCCGACAGGGGGAGAGAUCCGUCUCUGACUAUUCAAUCGAGUUUCGCACCCUCGCGGCAGAGUGUCAAUGGAAUGAGGAGGUGCAGUGGGAUAUGUUCCUGCAUGGGCUGGCUGAUCGCGUUCAAAAGGAGAUCUACGCCCUGGAUCUACCCGCUAACCUCAAUGGACUCAUCGACCUUGCUUUGCGGGUAGACUCUCGUCUCUCUCGGGCCGAGCGG